GAUUGUUCGGAGUUCAUAGCAACUCCACCAAUACUUCUGCUGCCGCCCUCUUGUCAAUAAGGCCUUAUGACUGUUUUCCAAGUCCAGUGCGUGACGGAGUCACGUGGUCCGGUGAAUGUAUCAGCCCAGCGCUCCAGUAUAGCAUCAAGAAGGACUUCACCGGCGCACGCACACAGUGAGAGCGCUGCCUACAGCCAUGCGGGUCUAUCUCAGCGUCGCCGACUAAGCGACGACAUCAUAGGUACUCAUAGUGUCUCAUCUGGUAACACGAUGGCUCUUCAUCCAACUUCACAUCCUCACCUUCCUUCAUCCCACCGACUUUCCCCAGUAUCUUUGUAUCUCUAUCCCUAUCUCUGAAACCCUGUUCCUGCGCAUGAGCAACCCAACAUGAGCCGUCGACCCAGCACCGUCCGCAACAUGGAAUGUCUCCACUGGUACCCGGACAAUUACAAAGUGGCCUAUCACAACCAGCUGAACAUAGCCCAGCUGCACCAGCUCCUGGCGGACGAGGACCAGCACGUCUUCUUCGUCUACGGCUGCCUCAAGCUGCCCACUGUGCUGCGCGCCUACUGCGACCAGCCGGACAGUCUCCAGUUCGCCCGUCGGAUGCAGCCGGCCCGCGCGGUGGGGUACCGACUGUACGAGCGGACCCCCAACGGCGAGCCGAUCAUGGUGUUCACCGGACAGGAUGACGACAUCGUCGAGGGCAUGGUGGUGUUUGCGAUUGACCACGAGGACGCGGUCGCCAUGGUGCGCGGUGAGAACAGCGGGAUGGACGCCUGUCUGAUCGAGAUCGAGGCGGUCAUCAUCGAAGAAGGCUCCGGCGUGGCCGACCGCUGGGUCGAGGUGACCUACGCUCUGAUCGUGUCCGCCUUGGUCUGGACCGGCAGCUUGGAGGGGAUGCACUGGAAGGGGGUCACCGACUGGCCCGUCGACAUGUUCCUGCGCUCGUCGUAUUACGACAGUUUCAGACGUCCCGGCGAGCUUGUCUCGGAGGAGACCAUCGACCCGCUGUUCCGCCUUUAGACUCAAACUCCGGGCUUUCGUGUGCCGCUAUCAGGUGCAACUUCAUUGAUGCGUGCAUGACUCCUGGUCUGAGACGGAGUCUUUCCGAGAGAACUUCCGCAUCUUUUAGUUAACAUUUCUAUCUCCGGUCUGCGACCCAUCUCUUAUCCCAGUGUGACUUUGCAUGGCGUUUGAUACUCAUUUACGAUACGAUGACGACUUGAUGCGCACUCACGAUGUGAUGACACUUCCGAUGAUGAUAACGACAUUGGCACGACCUGACGACUGCUGAUUCUUAGCGACACAUGAUUCUUAUCACAGGACACGACAUGACGGGCAUUCAGGAGUUUUCAAGGUUGCUUGCACUUUUUUUCCUUUGUCUCAUGAUCUAUCCGCUUUCGAGGCCACAAGAACCG
Messenger RNA from Aspergillus japonicus CBS 114.51, 1421 nucleotides. RefSeq names its product gamma-glutamylcyclotransferase family protein. The transcript has 3 exons. The record is from RefSeq and is a predicted model, not a curated record. The coding region runs from base 388 to 1026 and encodes 212 amino acids. NCBI's taxonomy places the organism in Eukaryota, Fungi, Ascomycota, Eurotiomycetes, Eurotiales, Aspergillaceae.